Molecule: messenger RNA, 1074 nt
Organism: Alosa sapidissima (American shad)
Lineage: Eukaryota; Metazoa; Chordata; Actinopteri; Clupeiformes; Clupeidae
Product: tumor necrosis factor ligand superfamily member 11-like
Exons: 3
Coding region: 72-812 (246 amino acids)
Biological process (GO): immune response
Cellular component (GO): membrane
Molecular function (GO): tumor necrosis factor receptor binding
Source: RefSeq, a predicted model, not a curated record
UUAAAGUUUGAGGGUCCUGAAUUUCCUAUAACCUACUCCUGGAGUGGCCUAGCCUACUGCGUAGAACUGACAUGAAGAAUUCUCUUGCGUCAAGACUACAGGCAAAUUCGCCGGCAUCUGUUCCCAAAGUCAUCAUCUUGGUGGGAUUGCUACAAGUUGUGACUUGCGUCGUAGUUGUAUUACAUCUAACGGGACACAUUCAGACACAUGGGGCUGACAAAAGCCCUGCCCAAGCGGAGUCUUUUGUAGAGCUCCAUCAAAAGCAGCAACUCAGAUCUCUCAAGAGAUCUAGAAAUAGGACCCCAGUAGCUCAUCUACCGAUAAAUCCAUCAAGCACACACACACAGAGAGAGGUGCGGGCCACCUUGAUCUACUGGAACGCUGAACAGGGAUUCCUCUUCCAGUUCAGAUACCAUGACGGGCGGAUCCUGGUUCAAAAACCAGGCCUGUACUACGUCUACACCAAAACCUGUUUCCGUUACUACGACGAGCUGGAGCCAGGCCUCACGUCCCACCUGCGGGGAUAUCCCUCGGACCGUCGUCUGGCGGCCACUUCCAGCCCUGUCCAGCUGAUCCAGUAUGUCUUCCAUGAGCGGCCCAGUCAUGGCGCCCCCGUCAGGCCAACGGUGAUCAUGAAAAGUGGGAGUACACAGCACUGGAGGGUCGGGGGUUACCACAUGUACUGCCAGCAGCAGGGCCGCACUGUCGCACUGAGGACUGGAGAUGGCCUGUUUGUCCGGGUGUCCAACUCCUGGAUGCUCGAUCCUGAGGCAGAGGGGAGUUACUUUGGGGUCUUUAGGGUAAGCCAUUGAAGUACAGUGUAUAGAAUGUAGGUAGGUAGGUAGAUGGAUAGGUAAUGAGAGAGAAAGAGAAAGAGAGCGAAAGCAAAGCUGACAAAGACAGGUAGACAGGUGAUUAUGUGUGGUCUCUGAAAGUCUUUUGUCAUAGAGGCUUGUGUCAUGUCAAAGCUUAUAGGCUUGUGUCAUGUCAAAGCUUAUAGCUAUACUUUAUAUUUCUAACCUCCUAAGCAGGGGUGUAGUGGAUGCUAAACGCAAGUAAACAUAGUUUAUCCAC